Messenger RNA from Desarmillaria tabescens, 168 nucleotides. RefSeq lists its product as uncharacterized. Lineage: Eukaryota; Fungi; Basidiomycota; Agaricomycetes; Agaricales; Physalacriaceae. The annotation marks the transcript as partial. The record is from RefSeq and is a predicted model, not a curated record. The transcript has a single exon.
CUACUGCUCCCCAACCGUUCUUACCUUCGCAUUCAUGCAGCGUGUUGUCGUGUUGCUCGUUUGUCGGGUGCUGCCACGUACAUGGAAACCGUUCUUCAGAAAGAAGAAAAGAUGCGUGCAUAUGUUGAACGCGUAUGCAAUCUCGCUGAAGAUGGCUUGUCGACAGAC